Messenger RNA from Sorghum bicolor (sorghum), 2716 nucleotides. RefSeq lists its product as uncharacterized. The coding region runs from base 1 to 2193 and encodes 730 amino acids. Gene Ontology annotation, biological process: DNA integration. The record is from RefSeq and is a predicted model, not a curated record. Lineage: Eukaryota; Viridiplantae; Streptophyta; Magnoliopsida; Poales; Poaceae. The transcript is spliced from 6 exons. Gene Ontology annotation, molecular function: zinc ion binding; nucleic acid binding.
AUGGCACGUGGCGGCAUCGGUGAGAUCGCUUCGGAGCAAGGCUACCGUUCGCGAUGGGUAGAGGCAGCAGUGCUACCAGCGCCGGUGCUCUUGCACUGCACGUGCUCAUCUGAGCAGCACUUGCACCUGGACACCAGUGUCCCCUUCACGAGCAAAGAUGCCGAGCAUCAGCCUAGCGCUUCAGCGCCGAGGGCUCCUCUGAGUGCAUCUGCGCCGUGCGGCCUGGCACCAACCCAGGUCAGCCAAUCUACUUUCUCAGCUGCCUGUUUCGAUUUUAUUACUCUGUGCAAGAUUGUCUCCUUGUUCUCGGUGCUGUGGCUAGGUCUGGCCCGAGAGUUCAGCGCCUCCAUCUGCUUGCUAGCAGCCAGUCAAGAGCAGGAGCAGAAAUCUGUGUCGUGGAUCUUGGUGUCCGCCAUCAUCGAGUCUUCAAACUACGACACCAUCACUGUGGACGAGCUGUUCAGCAAGCUCAAGUCCACCGAGAUCGACUACCAGACUCAAGACAAGUUCAAGAAUCCCUCUGCACCGACUAUGGCUUUAGUCUCAGGUAACAGUUCAAGUUCUUCAGCUAACCCUUCACAGAUGUCGUUUGCCUUGUCUUCUUUUGUGUCUGCUUCAAAGGAGCAGUUGGAGACCCUUGGGGAUGACGAGCUGGCGUUGAUCAUCAGCCGGUUCUCGCGGUUCCACAACAACCGCUUGAACCGCCGCCGGGGCGGUGAUCAAAAGGUGGGCUGCUACAACUGUGGAGAUCUCGACCACUUCGUCGCCCACUGCCCCAAGAAGAACAAGCACUCCUCCGACAAGUACGACUCCGGCAAGCGCAAGGACAAGCAUGACUACACCUCCAAGAAGUACAAGUCAAAGAAGGGCUUCGAUAAGGAGGCGCUCAAGAAGAUGUACCGCAAGAAAGCCAAGGCGCAAGAGCGUGCCUUCCUUGCUUCCCUCAGCGACCUCGACAAUGACUCCGGCGAUGACCGCUCCUCUUCUCCCUCGAGUGACGAUGAGUCCGAGAGGAAGAUGGAGGAGAAGCUGACCGGUCUUUGCUUCGUCGCCGACUCCACUCACGGAGGCUUCUGCACCAUGGCGAUUGAUGAAGAGGUGAAGGCCAGCAAGGAUGAGGUCUCCUUCGACGACGACACCUCCGAGAUCGGAGGCCUGGAGAACACGUGGCUUGUUGAUUCCAGUUGUUCGCGCCACAUGACCGGAAGUUCAAAAUGGUUCUCCAACCUCAACCCCGUGCAAUGUAAGGAGUACAUCACAUUCGGGGACAAUAGCAAAGGUAAGGUGCUUUCUCAUGGGACCAUUCGGGUCAAUGAGAAUUUUGUAUUGAAGGAUGUUGCUUUGGUUUCGAAUCUGCAUUUCAAUUUGCUUUUGGUUUCGCAACUCCUUCAGGAUGGUUUUGAGGUGCGCUUUAAGACUGGUUUGUCUCGAGUUCUUGAUUCUCAGGGAAAUCUUGUUUGUCAGAUUGUCCCUUUUGGUCGUGUCUUUCGAGCUGAUUUUUCUCACGCUUUUGGCUCUUCUCGUUGUCUUGUGGCCGGAUCCUCCUCUGAUCUUUGGAAGUGGCAUAGGAGACUUGGUCAUUUGAGCUUUGACUUACUAGCUAGGUUGAGCUCACUUGACAUAAUCCGAGGAUUGCCCAAGUUGAAAUUUGAGAAGGAUUUGGUUUGUCACCCUUGUCGUCACGGGAAGAUGGUUGCUGCUUCUCACCCUCCUGUGACUCAGGUCAUGACCAAGGGACCCGGUGAGCUACUUCAUAUGGACAUAGUUGGUCUGGCUUGGGUUCGGUCAGAGGGAGGGAAGUGGUAUGUUCUAGUGAUCGUGGAUGAUUUUUCUCGCUACUCUUGGGUGUUUUUCAUGCAGGGUAAGGAUGAGGCUUUUUCUCAUGUUCGAGAUUUGAUUCUUCGGUUACAAACUGAGUUGCCUAAGAAUGCCAUGAGAGCUAUACGCAGUGAUAAUGGCACAGAAUUCAAAAACACUCAGUUUGAUACCUUCUGUGUUUCUUUGGGUCUCGAGCACCAGUUUUCCUCUCCUUAUGUUCCCCAGCAAAAUUGUGUUGUUGAGCGUAAAAAUCGGACCCUUGUUGAGAUGGCCAGGACGAUGCUCGAUGAGCAUAGGACUCCUAGGAGAUAUUGGCUGAGGCGAUCAACACCGCCUGUCAUGUCUCCAAUCGCAUUUUUCUUCGAGCCUUCUUGAAAAAGACUUCUUAUGAGUUGCGAUUUGGUAGACUACCCAAGGUAAGUCACUUCAGGGUGUUUGGCUGCAAGUGUUUCAUCUUGAAGCAAGGUAAUUUGGACAAAUUUGAGUCCAGGUCCUCCGAAGGUAUUUUUCUUGGUUAUGCUUCUCAUUCUCAUGCAUAUCGUGUACUUAACCUUGAAACUAACCGAGUCGCGGAGACCUGUGAGGUCACAUUCGAUGAGACUAUGCCUUGUUCUUCUCCUGUCUUUGAAUGUGCAGGUGAUCAGGAGAUUGGUGAGAGCAUCUUUGUUGAGGACGAUGCAGAAGAUGCUGAUUGGGGUGAUCCCGAGCCGACACCACUGGCUGCCCCUCUCGCGUCUUCGACGACUACUUCGGCUGACGGCCCCGAUCCUUCUUCUUCCACUACUUGGGGUCCGAUCGAGCAGCCUCCUCAGCCUACACCGGCUGUCCCUGAGGAGGCCCCAGCUGCAGUUGAGGGGGAGGCGACUUCUUCAAGGGAAGCACCUCGACACAUUCAGCG